Molecule: messenger RNA, 3172 nt
Organism: Spinacia oleracea (spinach)
Lineage: Eukaryota; Viridiplantae; Streptophyta; Magnoliopsida; Caryophyllales; Amaranthaceae
Exons: 19
Coding region: 201-2978 (925 amino acids)
Biological process (GO): transcription by RNA polymerase III
Cellular component (GO): transcription factor TFIIIC complex
Molecular function (GO): protein binding
Source: RefSeq, a predicted model, not a curated record
UACAUCGGGUAAAAUUUGUUGGGCUUAAGGCGGCUUUGUGUUUAUGUCCCCGCAUAUGCCUCCAUUCUAAACGGGCAGUAUCGUGGAAGUUGAAACACUUUUGAAAACAGCUGACUGGUUCAUGACGCACUAAGCAGCAGAAUAACUCUGUUGUUUCAUUUCUUGGUAGCUUGAUUAUUUAUUUAUUUAUUAUUAUCUGAAUGGAGAGCGAAGAUGGGUUGAAGGAAGACACCCCCUUUGAGGAGAGAGAAGAAACAGAUGGGGGAGAAGAUGAUGAGGAGGAAGAAGAAGAAGACGGCGGUGAUGAUGACGGCGAGGAGGGAGAAGGUGAAGAAGGUGAAGGUGAAUUGGAGGAAGAAGAAUUUCCAGUAAGAUUUGAAGGGGAAAUAAAUCCUUUGGAUUUUGUUACUUCUGAGGUUCAAGUUUAUCAGAAGUUGGAACAGUUUGAGUAUAAUAAAGCUUUGGCUGUGAAGAAGCGCAAGGCCACUGCUGAUAUUCAAGGAGAAGGGUCUGUUAAGACGGGGAGGCCGGAGGCCAGCACUGAAUCACUCUUUCAAGAGUUACAUGAGUCUAUGGUAAAAAGUGCCAGGCGAAGAUCUAAAAAGCCUAAGAAGAGAGGGAGGCGUAAAGGAUCAAGAAAUAAGCUUAGCCCUGAAAUCACAAAGAAGAUCGGUGAUGCUAAUCUUCAUUAUGCUCAUGGCCGUUAUGAAGAUGCUAUCAGUUUGUUGACUGAAGUGGUUCUGCUGGCCCCAAAUUUACCGGAUCCAUAUCACACACUUGGUCUCGUAUAUAACUCCAUGGGUGACAAAAAGAAGUCUAUAGGUUGCUAUAUGAUUGCUGCAUUCUUGGGUCCAAAAGAAUCAUCUCUUUGGAAACUGCUUGUGUCUUGGUCCUUGGAGCAAGGUAACAUCGGGCAGGCUUGGUAUUGUCUUUCUAAGGCAAUUACUGCUGAUCCAGCUGAUAUUACACUUAGGUACCAUCGUGCUUCACUUUACAUGGAAGUAGGAGAUUAUUCAAAGGCUGCUGAAUCAUAUGAUCAGAUAGUUCAAAUUUCUUCUGAUAACAUUGAAGCACUCAAGACUGCAGCAACGUUGUACAAGCGAUCUGGCCAGAUUGAACGUUCUAUUACAAUCUUGGAGGACUACCUUAACAAGCAUCCUUCUGAAGCGGAUCUAACUGUGGUUGAUAUGUUGGCUUUAUUCUUCAUAGAAAACAAUUCGUUUACUAAAGCGCUUGAGCACAUUGAGCAUGCAAAGAAGGCCUGUGGUUUAGUGAAAGAGUUUCCUUUAUGUCUGAGAGUAAGAGAAGGCAUUUGCCAUGCUCAUCUUGGAAAUUUGGAGAAAGCAGAGAUUUGUUUCACUCUUCUGCAAAGGGAAAAUGCGGAGCAGCAGGUGGAGUAUAUAAUGGCAGUAGCCAACUCAUUUGUGAAUCUGCACAAACAUGAGUUAGCAUUGAAGUACUAUCUGAUGUUAGAAGGCUGUGUGUCAACAAAUGAACUCGUAAGUUUGAAAACUGCUCACUGCUACUUAGCUUUGAAAAAAGCUACUUCAGCUAUCCAGUUCUUCUACAAAGGAUUACAAGCAAGUGAAGAUGACAUUGAUGCUCGUUUAACUCUCGCUUCUCUUCUCCUUGAGGAAAACAGAGAAGAAGAAGCGGUUGAAUUACUUUCACCUCCACCUAAGACAGUAUUAUCAAAGGACGUGCACGCAGAUAGAUCAGAACCUUGGUGGCUUAAUGUGAAAGUGAAGUUGAAAUUAGCUCAUAUUUACAGAACUAAAGGGAUGCCUGAGGCCUUUGUUGAAGUGAUCUACCCCAUUGUCCAUGAAUCACUAGAGAUUGAUUCGAUGCAUCAGAAGGCAAAACAGAGGAAAAGACUCUCCAUGAAUGAACUAUCUGAGAGAGUUAGUAAGGUUCUUGGUGAUCAUCAACCUGAUUCUAUCUUCGGCAAUUUCAGAAAACCAGCUUCCAAAAGUGAGCUGUUGAAAGCUAGUAGGGCUAUGAAGUUGCUUAAAAAGAGGGCAACUACUAAAGAAGAGAAGAUAUCUGCUGCGAUGGCUGCCGGAGUUGAUUGGGAAAGUGAUGAUUCAGAAACUGAUGUUCCGCAACCACCACUGAAGGAGCCUCCAUUGCCCGAUCUCUUCAAGGAUGAGGAGCAUUAUAACCUCAUUUCAGAUUUAUGCAUAGCAUUGACAUCUUUAAGAAGAUAUAGUGAGGCUUUAGAACUUAUAAAGCUCACAUUGAAAAUAACUUACAAGACGCUGCCUGCUGAGAAAAAGGAGAAAUUCCAGUCCCUGGGUGCUCAAAUAGCCUUGAACAGUACUGAUCCUUCUGAUGGAUUUGACUAUGUACGCUACAUUGUUCAGCAGCGUCCACAGAGUAUUGCUGCCUGGAAUUGCUAUUACCGAUUAGUCUUAAGAUUAGAGAAUCGGCUCUCAAAGCACAAUAAGUUCCUGCAUCAUAUGCGAGUUGAACAGAAGGAUUUGGUACCACCCAUGAUUAUUUCUGGAAAUCAGUUUACAAUGAUCAGUCAACACCAAGUAGCUGCCAGGGAAUACUUGGAAGCGUAUAAACAAAUGCCAGAUUCCCCACUGACCAAUCUCUGUGUUGGGACUGCCUUGGUCAAUUUAGCCCUUGGACAUAGACUUCAAAAUAAGCAUCAGUGUGUCGCACAGGGCUUGGCUUUUCUUUACAACAAUCUGCGACUUUGCGAAAAUAGCCAGGAAGCAUUGUAUAAUAUAGCUCGUGCAUACCACCACGUAGGACUUGUAACAUUAGCAGCUACUUACUACGAGAAGGUCCUUGCAAUUCCCCAAGAGGACUGUCCUUUACCAGAACUUAUCAAAGAUCCCACAAAAGGUCUAAAAUCCGGCUAUUGUGACCUCCGUAGAGAAGCAGCUUACAAUUUGCACCUGAUCUACAAAAGAAGUGGAGCCGUUGAUCUGGCUAGGCAAAUUUUGAGGGAUUAUUGCACCCUCUGAUAUCUAUCCUAUAUACCCACUGUUUUUGCUCUUCCUUAUUUAGUUCAUGUUCAUAUAUAGAUGUCAGUGUUUUAGAUGAAAUGCCGAGAUCCAUCACACCCCGUUUUGUAGCUAUUUAAAACGAUAGUAAUGAUAAUCAGUUCAAAAAUUAUUGUUAUGGAAGUUUUGCAAUGUUCAUAGUAAUGUUUGUCCAA